AUGGCCGAUCAAGUCAAGCACAUUAGCUCGCACCAAGAGUUCGACAACCUCCUCGCGUCGAACAAGUAUGUCAUCGCCGACUUCCACGCCGACUGGUGCGGGCCGUGCAAGCUCAUCAAUCCCCACUUUUCCAAGAUGGCUUCUACCUUCUCGAUCCCCGGCUUUCUUGCCUUUGCCAAGGUCAACGUCGAUCACGUACAGUCCGUCGCCCAGAAAUACAGCGUCGCCGCCAUGCCCACCUUCCUCUUCUUCAAGGAGGGCAACCAGGUUGCCGUCAACGGCCAAGCAAUGAUCCAGGGCGCCAACCUGCCGAGCUUGAAUCUGGCUGUUGAGAAGAUGGGGAAGCUCGCCAAGGAGAAGGCUGCCGCCGCCGCCGCUACCGAGUAA
Molecule: messenger RNA, 387 nt
Organism: Podospora bellae-mahoneyi
Lineage: Eukaryota; Fungi; Ascomycota; Sordariomycetes; Sordariales; Podosporaceae
Exons: 1
Coding region: 1-387 (128 amino acids)
Cellular component (GO): cytosol
Molecular function (GO): protein-disulfide reductase activity
Source: RefSeq, a predicted model, not a curated record